UUUUGGUGUCAUCACAUUUAAAUCAUCAUGAAAAGUUUGUCACCGCCGGUCUUUAAUUCACAGAAAAUGCUCAUGUGAGAACUCGUGAGAACUCAUGCGACCCACAAACACCAACAUGACGCUGACUGUUCAGCUCAGUUCCCCUUUUUUAGCCUUCGAGGUUCAGCAACGCUUCCCAAAGCGGCUUUAUCCUUUUCUGUGUGAAAGGUCGAUCAUGGAGCUUGCUGCUUUACCACUCAGGAACAAAUCAGGAUCUCACAUACAGGCUCUGAAGUCUCUGCUGGUUUACAUCUGGGAUGUUUACUCCAAACCUGCUCCUUCAGGCAGAGAAAUCCUUUCUCUGCUCUCUAUCUGCUCCACCUUCGCCAUCUUUACCGGUGGACUGCUGCACCACUGGCUGUCACAGACUCUAAAAUACGACCAUGUUGCUUCGGUCCAGACCACCUGCUUCUACAGCGUAACCAUGCUGCUGGUCUCCUUCGUGUUCCACCCCCUCCGCUGCGUUCUCACCAUGACCCUGCCCACUGUGUGCACCAAACAGGGACGCAAACUCCUCAUCUCGGCCUCCAUCAUGAUUCUGGUGCUGAAUGUCAUCCCUAACAUCACGGUAAACGUAGGAGCAGUCGUGCGGAUCCUGAAGUGCACGGCUGAGGGCUUCACAAGGACCCUGCUGAACUCGUCUGAACCCUUCAACGAAGCAAAGCGAGACCUGGUUGAGGAAGCCAUCAGAGUACGGAGGGAGGACUUGAGCAUCGUCAGCAAUUUAAGGAAGUUGGACCAUUUCACACAUGUUGACGUGUCAGAAGUCAGAAGCAUGUUUUCUGAAGUGAUUGGUCAGAUAGAGGUCAACUUCUCAUAUGCAAAGAACCUGCUGAGAGAAUACAAGCUGCUGUCAAACCGGAUCCUCGCAGCUGUUUUUGUUGCAUUACUGAUUAUUGAAUCUGCACGAUAUUUAAAAUCCUACCUGACCUCUGUUCAAUUUGAUAACCGCUUCAUCUCUGCAUCUUCUGAGGGGGAUGAACAGCGGGCUAAAGAUAAAAUCAGGGUCGCAGUUUGCAAAAUAACAAGUCAGGAAUGUACCUCUUCCUUCAUAUCUCUGGUCAUUGUAACGUUAUACUUUAUUGCAAUAACACUAAUUGUAGUUUUAGAUCACAUUGUGUAUCACAUAGUGCAGAUGAUCGUGCCCUUGGUGAUGGAUUUCCCACCAACAACUGCUGCUAUAACUGUCAGUUAUAAGGUUAACUGGUUUCCUCCUGCCCUCUGCAUUAUCCCUCAGUCAUGCGUCACACAGGAGGUGCUAAAUUUCCACAAGGACUACAAGUGGACCUUUGACCCCGAACCGUCUCUCUGUGACGUGACAACGUCAGCUCCGAAGCUGGGUGUCACUCUCCUGCUGGGAUGUCUCUGGCUCAUGAGCUACCUCAUGGUGUUUCUCGAAGUUUACGCCAGGCGGCUUCGCAGAAAAAUCUGCGCGUCAUUUUUCAGAGAGCAGGAAGAAAGAAGGAUAGCGUAUUUGACAAAGAAAUUAGAGGAAAAACAGAAGACGAGGAAGAAAAAGACAGCUAAAGCUACUAAUGUUUGAAUUUAUUUUUAGAAGGUUGGCUCCAGGAAGGUAAAUAUUCAGUCAACCAAUUAAGUCUUUAAGUUUAGAUAGCAAGCUAAAUAUCUAGCUUUAAGGCAGCUCAGAGCUAACUAAAUAUUUACCUAGCUCAGGGCUAAUUUUUUUGUUUGGGGCUAAAUAUUGAGUUAGCAAGCUUUAAGCUAGCUCAGAGCUAAAUAUUGAUUUUAUACAUUCAGUAUUGAGCUGCUUCAUGAUCACUCAACCUAAAUAUUUAGCUCUAAACUAAAUAUUUAAUUUGUAAACUAAAUCAGGGUAUUUAUUUUUUCACCCUCCAGAUAUACAGUAUUACAGCAUUGGUGAUAAGAAGCAAAUUAAUGUUUAGCAUGUCCAGUAGGGAAACUGAAACUCCAGUGGCUCCUGUUUACAAGUUUUGGUGUUUAAGUUCAGGGUGUUUGGUGAAGAAAUUUCUUUAUUUAGCCAUAUUUGUAAAAUGUAAAAUGCAAUGAAGUAUUUGAUUGUUUAACUAAAGCACACCUAUAUAUAUAUAUAUAAAUCCAACUUUUUCUUUGAAUUGCAUCCUGACUGACAGCGUUAAAAAUAAAUGAACUGCUGAAGCUAAAGAAGCUGAUGUGCAUCACUUAUUUUAUUUUUUUGAAAAUUUGUCAUAUUGGGGUAUAAAUGCAGGGAAAUAUGGUGGUUUUAUGUUUUUGGAUGUA
Messenger RNA from Gambusia affinis (western mosquitofish), 2277 nucleotides. Its product is annotated as osteoclast stimulatory transmembrane protein. The record is from RefSeq and is a predicted model, not a curated record. Lineage: Eukaryota; Metazoa; Chordata; Actinopteri; Cyprinodontiformes; Poeciliidae. Bases 95 to 1582 code for a protein of 495 amino acids. The transcript has 3 exons. Gene Ontology annotation, cellular component: membrane.